AGUAAUUAAAUAAUAUUGAAAAAAAAAUGCCAGAAAAUGCUUCUUUGGAGCACUCGCUGCGGAGCAUGCGGACUAAUCUCAGUGGCAGUACUUUUGGACAACGACGCGAGGAUAUCUUCCGACGACUUCAGGAAAGUGCGCAUCAAAUCUCCCUCCACUAUGAUGGCAAAGAGCUGGCCACCGAACGGGACGAAUCGGUGCAGGAAUUCUGUGAAGCUCUGGAGGAUCUCCUCAGCUAUGGUCUUCGGCAGUCCAUCAGCGUGACCUUCAGUGCGGCCAGCUUUCUCCAGAACAUGCAGGAGAUUGUGACGGGAAACGCUGGCGGGAGCGGCGGCGGCAACGGCAGUAACAACAAUGACACUACAUUCUGGGACUUUUGCCAAUCGCACCUAACGCCACAUGAAAGACAGCGCUACAUGGAAUUGAAGCAGAUAUGGACCAAGACAGGGCGAGGACGGGCCUUUAUCCGCUCCACACUCAACGAGAAGCGCCUGCAGAGUCACGUACUUACCUGGCUGAGCGAUGAGGAGCAGCUGCAUCGCUACUACACACCUUGGUCGCUGCUGCUCAACGAAGAGGCUGCCAAGAAACUGCCCGAGAUUCUAGACAGCCUCAAGGAUGUGUUAUUUGCUCUCCAAGUGGACACAACGGAACUGAAUGCUCCCAAACGGUCAACGGCAGCUGUUCCGGGCAAGGAGGAACCCAUUAUAUAUGCCCCCAAUCCUGUACCUGUGGCAUCGCGCAAACAGAGACGCGCUGCCAACGCUGUGGAGCGUCCUAUCGAGGGGGCCAGCUCCACCGAAGAUCUGUUGGGUGCCCUCUCGCCCAGAGAGUCGCUGGAGGUGCAACAACUCAUGUCCAAAGAUGUCGUGGAGGAGGAGUUGUCGAAAGUGAUAGCCGAGGAUGGAUCUGCUGCCCCGUUUGAUCCGAUAGAACCAGAGCUGGAAUUCCUUAAAACACCUUUGCCAGAUGUCCAGCUCACAAACGAUCAAGCUGCCGUCGAUUCGGAGUUCUUUGAGGACCGCAGUGACACAUCAUCUCAGUGGAGCAAGUCCUCGUCAUCGGCCACCUGCAUAGCCAACACGCAACAGCAAGUGGCGCUGGAGGAGCAGAUGAACCUUUUGACCGAACGUUGCGCCCUGCUGGAAACUCGAGUGCAGGAGCUGAAGCUGCAGAACCGUCAGUUAGUGCGUCGCCUCACCAGGCAGUUUGAGGAGACUGGCAUUGAUCCAACCUCGUCGUUUUGCGCCAACUUCCUGAUUACCAUUCCACAGGUGAAGCUCGCGAAGACCCAGCGUUCGGGCUCCCACUACACCUACGAGAUACACAUAACGAUGCGGCAGCGCUUGGAGCACUGGACCCUCUUCCGACGCUACAGUGAUUUCAACAAGCUACACAAGUCCCUGAUGCGAACCCAUCCUGUGGUCAGCUCUGUGGAGUUUCCGCCCAAGAAGCAUUUUGGCAAUAUGAAUCUGGUGUUUGUGGAGGAACGACGGCAGCAGCUGCAAAUCUAUUUGUUGAACCUGGUCGAGACAUUGCCACUGGUGGAGGCUUGCAAAUCAAAGGCGGAGCUGCAAAAAGCCUUUCCCUUCUUCAGAGAGAGAUAGCAGAGAGUAGCAGAUGAUGUGAUGAUUUGAAAACCAACCAACCAACCAACGAAGCUCGUAAAGAACAAGUAUUCACGUAUAUAAUUUCUGUUUUGUUAUCAAGAUCUUUACUUAUAUGUGUAAUAAUGGAGUUUGGUCCAAGUGCUGUAAAGCAAUGAUAUUAAAAAAAGACCUACACCUAGGCUUUUCCGAACAAUAAACAACUUAAAAUGAA
Drosophila persimilis is the source of this 1821-nucleotide messenger RNA. Its product is annotated as sorting nexin-29. NCBI's taxonomy places the organism in Eukaryota, Metazoa, Arthropoda, Insecta, Diptera, Drosophilidae. The transcript has a single exon. Bases 27 to 1607 code for a protein of 526 amino acids. The record is from RefSeq and is a predicted model, not a curated record. Gene Ontology annotation, molecular function: phosphatidylinositol binding.